UUGUUAAUAUGAUUCAUUGUAAUUGGUUUUAGUUUUCUAUCACUAUUGCUUUUUUUGUGGGCUUCAUGCUUCUCAAUACUGACAAAGUAGUCAAAAAAAUCUUCUAGUAGCUAAGAGUUUACAGAAGUUUUCAUCUUAGGGAUGUCUUCAUGUGGUGAGGUAUAUUUCUGUUUAUUCUUUUGGGUGGAAGGAUGAGGUUGGAGGAUGAUGUUUGGGAUUGAAGUGAACUACCUCUGUUCUGAUACUUGGGUAGCAUGUAGCCUGAGUUACUGUUUGUCUUAAAAUUUGAGACAGAAUUUAGCUUUAGCGCUUGGACUGGAAAACUAAGUUGGAGGAGUGCGAGAAGGAGAUGCAGGAUUGGAAAAAUCAGACUUCUAAAGCUACAACAAGCAUAUCCAAAAUUAACCGCCAGAUAUCUUCUAAAGAGACACAAAUAGAGCAGCUGAAGUCGCGGAUGCAAGAAAUAGUAGAUAUGUGUGAAUUAGAACAAAUAAGCCUUCCCAGAUCAGACCCAGUGGAGACAGAGUCCUCAACAGCAGGCCCAGUUUUUGAUUUUAGUCAGCUAAAUAGAUCUCUUCUGCAGGACAGGAGACCUGCUGAACGAGAGAAGCUUGAAGCAGACUUCAAGCAAAAAAUGGACACCCUAAUAUCAGAAAUUGAAAGAACUGCUCCAAAUUUGGGGGCUCUAGACCAGUAUGAGGCUCUGAAAGAAAAGGAAAGAGCUGUAACUGAAGAGUUUGAAGCAGCCCGAAAAGAAGAGAAGGACAAAACUGAUAAGUUCAACUCCGUUAAGGAGGAGAGGUUCAGAUUGUUUAUGGAUCCUUUCAGCCACAUUUCUAACAAUAUUGAUAAGAUUUACAAACAAUUGACCAAGAGCAACACACACCCAUUGGGUGGGACAGCGUAUUUAUACUUAGAAAAUGAAGAUGAUCCAUUUUUACAUGGCAUCAAGUACACUGCUAUGCCCCCAACAAAGCGCUUCCGUGAUAUGGAACAGCUGUCUGGUGGGGAGAAGACUGUUGCAGCACUUGCAUUUCUCUUUUCCAUCCACAGUUAUAGGCCUUCUCCAUUUUUCAUAUUGGACGAAGUUGAUGCUGCAUUGGAUAACUUAAAUGUGGCUAAGGUUGCUGGAUUCAUUUGUUCAAAAUCAUGUGAAGGGGCCAGGGGUAAUCAAGAUGCUGAGGGAGGCAAUGGAUUUCAAAGUAUUGUGAUAUCAUUGAAAGAUAGCUUUUAUGACAAGGCUAAAUCUGUGGUUGGGGUUUAUAGGGAUGCCGAGAGAAGCUGCUCAAGAACCUUGACAUUUGACCUGACCAAGUACCAGGAAUCAUGAAAGCAUUUGGAGCUGCAGCUGGUCAAUGGCUUGGUCUAUAAAUAUUUCGAUUACUUUUAUUCCUAAAAUUACUGUAAAUAUGACUAAUUUGCAUUGCAGUUGGUGUUCUGUUCUUAUUAGGCUUCUAAAGAUCACUGGUUUAUCUGGUUUCUUCAAUGCCUCUGUCCAGCAAUUUGCAAAGAGCCAAAGACAAUCUCACUCACCAGCCAAUUAGAUAGCCCUUAUUUUGAAAUAUAAUUGGAUAAAUUUGGCGUUUGGUUCCUAUUAGAAAUCUAAAGAUCACUGCAUUAUCUGAUUCUAUUGAUGUCUGUCCAGCGAUGUUUGGUAAUGUCACUCACCAGCCAAUCGAAUUGAUCUUAUUUUGCAACAUAUUGGAUAAUCUCUAGUUAUAAGCUUUCUUGCAUUUUAUCUGGACAUUUGUCAUGGUUUGAUUCGUUCUAUCUUGAUAGAGAGAUUCUCGAAAUCAUAUCAUUUAAAUAUAAAAUGCGCUCAUAGCAGACCCAAAACGAAUAGCAAGAGCAGGACCCAGAAUUGAUGUGCAUUCAAAAUUAUAGUCGCAAGCAAGUUAUGCUAUGUUCUUUGGUAUUAUCUGGUAUUGCUAACGAAAAAAGAAGUAUGUUUCCCUCUUGAAAAUGCCAGGGGUGUGCACCCACAGUAUCAGGUAUAGCUUGUGAAAUCUCCAGCACCGUGCUGGCGCAAGCUCAAGGAGAAAAGGUGGGAAACCCUGCUGCUUGCACGGUUUGGCUGGUUCUUUGAUUCCUCUCAUGGGAGCAGCUGUAGUCGUUUUUCUUAUCCGAUAGCAUUGGAUACCGCUUAUGUUUUGAUAUUUUCUUUUUUGUUACAUGACAUUUGUCAAAUUUUGAUUCGGGUUUUGAUUUUUAGAGAUAAAGGUGGGUUUUAAUUUUGUGAAAUCUUUGUGAAUACAUGGCUACGAAGUAUUCUUAACUUUGGUACUAAUUAGCCUCAAACUUUUCAUGUCAGCAAACCUUUUGGCUUUUUGGCUACUUUGUUUUGCUUUCCGUAGAAUCUGGUGUCCCAUCACCUUUUGUCUUGAGGUGGGCUUAUUUUGCAGAUUGAAAAAAAAAAAAAUUAAAAGAUUAAAAGAAAUUGAAAAUUUGAAUUUUAUUUGUGA
This is a messenger RNA of Quercus lobata, 2462 nucleotides long. Its product is annotated as structural maintenance of chromosomes protein 1-like. NCBI's taxonomy places the organism in Eukaryota, Viridiplantae, Streptophyta, Magnoliopsida, Fagales, Fagaceae. Gene Ontology annotation, molecular function: DNA binding. The coding region runs from base 350 to 1330 and encodes 326 amino acids. The transcript has 6 exons. The record is from RefSeq and is a predicted model, not a curated record. Gene Ontology annotation, biological process: sister chromatid cohesion. Gene Ontology annotation, cellular component: cohesin complex; nucleus.